AUGGGGAGUACUGGGGGGAACCCUGGCUGGGUGCGGCUCGCGCUCUGCCUGGCUGACUUAGUGCUAUCGCUCUACGCGCUGCACGUGAAGGCCGCGCGCGCCCUGGGCCGGGAUUACCGCGCUCUCUGCGACAUGGGCACCGCCAUUAGCUGUCCCGCGCAUCCUAUUGUUAGGUUGCCCGUGGACGCGCUGGGCCUCUGUCCUGCUGCUGCUGAGCUCCCUGCUGGCUCUGGCUGGUUCUGUCUACCUGGCCUGGAUUCUGUUCUUUGUGCUCUACGAUUUCUGCAUCGUUUGCAUCACCACCUAUGCCAUCAACGUGGGCCUGAUGUGUCUCAGUUUCCGGAAGGUCCAAGAACCCCAGGGCAAGGCUAAGAGGCACUGAGCCCUCACCCCAAGCCAGGCUGGCCUCAUCUGCUUUGCUUUGGCAUGUGAGCCUUGCCCAAGGAGGUAUAUCUGGGUCCCUAGAAGGCCCUAGAUGCAGGGCCAUCUAGAGUCCCUCCUCCCUCUGCCAUACCCACACAUGACAAUGGACCAAAUGUGCCACAUGCUCGCUCUUUUUUCCACCCAGUGCCUCUGACUCUGUCCCCAAGGGCUGGUCUCCGAAGCUCUUGCCAUUGCCCAGGGAGCGAAGGUUCUGAGCAAUAC
Messenger RNA from Piliocolobus tephrosceles (Ugandan red Colobus), 645 nucleotides. RefSeq lists its product as uncharacterized. The record is from RefSeq and is a predicted model, not a curated record. Lineage: Eukaryota; Metazoa; Chordata; Mammalia; Primates; Cercopithecidae. The transcript is spliced from 2 exons. The coding region runs from base 1 to 372 and encodes 123 amino acids.